GGAAGACGAAGAGGGCGACGUUUCGGCCCAAAAGUGAUAAUGGAUGAAGAGUGCGGCAGUUCCAAAAAUGAUAAGAUUUGUGUCGGGUCGGUUACGCCCUUUUCGAUUAACGAUAUUUUGAAACACAACAAGUGCAAGGAGGAGGAAAUGCAAGAGAAGGCCCUGGAUAUGUCCAAAGCCAGCAAAACACAAGAACCUUUGUCCGGAAUCGCGACCCUCUCCCCGGACUUCAUCCCGGCAAGCCAAUCCGAGGAGUCCGGUCGCGACCCCAGCCAACCCGGACGCAAGAAACGCUCACGCGCCGCUUUCACUCACGCGCAAGUCUUCGAAUUGGAGCGCCGUUUCAGCCAGCAGCGCUACCUCAGCGGUCCUGAAAGAGCCGACUUGGCCCAAGCCCUGAAACUCACCGAAACCCAAGUGAAGAUCUGGUACCAGAAUCGGCGCUACAAGACGAAACGGAAACAACUCCAGUUGCAGGAAAGCUCGAUGAUGAACCAAAACGCCCGGAAAGUGGCGGUCAAAGUGCUGGUCAAGGACGACGUGCCGCUUUUCCUGCAACAGAAAGGGCCGGUGUACCAGAAAGGCGCGUUUUAUGCCGAGCCCAAAGCUGAUUUUUUCAUUUAUGAUCAGCUGAAAGGGGGGCUGCCGAAGUAUCCGAAGAGUUUGCACGAGUCGAUGCUGAGUCUGUGUCAGCAGUAUUCGAAUUCGAUGCAGUUGUUUCCGUAUUUUAAUUAUUACCAUCCGGCGAUUGUGGGCGGGUUGGGGCAGCAGGAGGACGAGGGGGAGGGCAGGGAGCAAAAUUGAGGGGGAAAAGUGAAAGGUUGAGGUGUUUUACUUUGUUUAAAUGAGGAUCAAGUAACUCUGCUGCGAAAAAAUUAAUUCAAUUAUUUAGAAAAAAAUUGAUUAAAAUUCUUAUAACUUAUUCAUAAAAACAAAAUUUCAAUAAAUUAUUAAAAACUAAAUAAAAAUGUAUAGUCAAACGCAAAAAAAUGGACAACACAUGGGUUAAGUAUUUCUUUGUAACUGAAAAUUUUUAACAAUGAAACUGUUGCUAUGCUUUUACAUUUUGAUGUUUUUAUUCUGGAUUUUUGAAUGUUUUUACUUUUGAAUUCGAUUUUUUGUUAAUAUUUAGGUGUCUUACGGACCUUGAUUUUAAUUAUUUUCAAAUUAAAAAAGUAUUUGUUAAAGUAGAUUUAAAGAAAAAAGUAUUUGCAAGUGUCAAGUUGAGAUGAGUUGCGCUUUAUUAAAAUUGUUUGAUAGUUAUAGUUUUUACAAUUACAUUGAUGUAACAAUAAAACUAGUCACUAUUUUAAUAAAGCGGACUAAAAGAUCGCUUCCAGAUCCAGACUACCUACAAACUUUUAAUUAUAAAAAAUAUUUUCUAGAGAGAUUUUAGA
This is a messenger RNA of Tribolium madens (black flour beetle), 1397 nucleotides long. RefSeq names its product homeobox protein Nkx-3.2-like. Gene Ontology annotation, cellular component: nucleus. The coding region runs from base 40 to 804 and encodes 254 amino acids. Gene Ontology annotation, molecular function: DNA-binding transcription factor activity, RNA polymerase II-specific; RNA polymerase II cis-regulatory region sequence-specific DNA binding. Gene Ontology annotation, biological process: cell differentiation; regulation of transcription by RNA polymerase II. The transcript is spliced from 2 exons. NCBI's taxonomy places the organism in Eukaryota, Metazoa, Arthropoda, Insecta, Coleoptera, Tenebrionidae. The record is from RefSeq and is a predicted model, not a curated record.